UAGAUACACAGCCAACUCAUCUCUCUCUCUCCUCUCUCUCUCUUCUCUUUCCUCCUCCUCCUUCCUUCUGCUUCGAUCACUCAGCACCGUCCCGCGAUUGGUUCGUCGCUCCGGUAGCGACCUCUGAGCUUCUUCCUCGGUUUCUGCUUCUGGGUCCUCCUCGGCGGCGGGAAAUCUUUCGGCUUUCUGGAGUUUUUCCGGGGGAAAAAAGAAGCAAGAACCGACGAUGAAGAUACAGUGCGACGUGUGCGAGAGGGCGCCGGCGACGAUGAUCUGCUGCGCCGACGAGGCCGCGCUCUGCGCCAAGUGCGACGUCGAGGUCCACGCCGCGAACAAGCUCGCCAGCAAGCACCAGAGGCUCCUCCUCCACUCCCUCUCCAGCAAGCUCCCUGUUUGCGACAUCUGCCAAGAGAAGGCAGCUUUCAUCUUUUGCGUGGAAGACAGAGCUCUCUUCUGCAAGGAUUGUGAUGAAUCAAUUCAUCCCGCCGGAAGCCUGUCUGCAAAUCACCAGAGGUUACUGGCAACUGGAAUCAGAGUCGCUCUUAGCUCUAGCUGCACCAAAGAAGCUGAGAAGACUGAACCUGAGCCACCAAGCCGGAAUAAACCUCAUACCUCGGUGAAAUCGCCCCAACAGGAAGCUCCCAGUUUCACAUCUUCGUGGGGUGUCGAUGAUGAACUGCUACAGUUGCCAGACUUUGAAUCCUCCGACAAGAAGGAACAACUCGAGUUUGGUGAGCUAGAAUGGCUCGCCGAUAUGGGUCUCUUUGCUGAUCAGGUUCCUCAAGAAGCCCUAGCCGCAGCUGAAGUUCCUCAGCUCCCGUUGCCACCCUCAAGCAACUGCACUUCAUACCGGACCUCGAAAUCCCAGAUGCCUCACAAGAAACCUAGGAUUGAAUACGUAGAUGAUGACGACGAGUUUUUCACCGUUCCUGAUCUUGGCUGAUAAGAAAGAGACACCGGUGGAUCCUCUCUGCACUGACAUAUGUGUAUGUAUAUCUACAUAUAUGCGUAGGCAUCUACUUCUAUGUAAUGAAGGAAACCUUAGAUUAAGAAUCGCCUCGUGAUGUGAGGAUAUACUGCAUCCUUUCAUUUUUAAUUUUUUUGGUCUUUUUGCAAUAUUCUUUUUGUAAUCUUUUGGAACUACAAAGCAAAUGUCCCAUUUGUUUGGCUUUUGAAAGCUGCUCGGUGUAAUCUCACCCCUUAAAAGUCA
This is a messenger RNA of Eucalyptus grandis, 1210 nucleotides long. Its product is annotated as B-box zinc finger protein 24-like. The transcript is spliced from 3 exons. Gene Ontology annotation, biological process: regulation of DNA-templated transcription; photomorphogenesis. The record is from RefSeq and is a predicted model, not a curated record. Gene Ontology annotation, molecular function: zinc ion binding. Lineage: Eukaryota; Viridiplantae; Streptophyta; Magnoliopsida; Myrtales; Myrtaceae. The coding region runs from base 227 to 943 and encodes 238 amino acids. Gene Ontology annotation, cellular component: nucleus.